Molecule: messenger RNA, 999 nt
Organism: Scheffersomyces stipitis CBS 6054
Lineage: Eukaryota; Fungi; Ascomycota; Pichiomycetes; Serinales; Debaryomycetaceae
Exons: 3
Coding region: 1-999 (332 amino acids)
Biological process (GO): regulation of cyclin-dependent protein serine/threonine kinase activity
Cellular component (GO): nucleus; cyclin-dependent protein kinase holoenzyme complex
Molecular function (GO): cyclin-dependent protein serine/threonine kinase regulator activity; protein kinase binding
Source: RefSeq, a predicted model, not a curated record
AUGGCAUACGUAAAAGAUCUCAGUGAUAUACCGUUGAAACCUCUCCAGGAGACUUUCGUCGACGACCCAACCUCACUUGAAGAAAUCUACAUUGACGAAUUAAUCUUCGAUCUUGAGCACAAGCUCAAGAACAUCAACAAGCUCUCCAUUUUCCAUGCCAUCUAUAUCCUUUCUCAGCUGGUUCAAAACAUCAUCAAGCUCCAGUCGGAUCCGGUUUUGUUCCAGCAGUUCAAGAAUGAGCAGUUGGCCAACCACGAAUUCACGCGUGUUUCGCUGCAUUCCUUGUUGCGGUCUCAUACGCCUCCGUUAUCGCCUCCAUUGAAGUUUGCCAAGUUGUCUCAGCCAAUUUACCCUCAGUAUUCGUUUAAGGAAUCGACACCAGACUCUUUGGCUAAUGAAGAAGUAACGCCAGACUCUAUUGAAGAACAAGAACCGAAGGAGCCUCCGUAUAUCCCCAUCAAGCAGUUGGUGAAGGAACUCAAGCUUGACCCGGUUUCAGAUCCUGUCACUAACUUGAAUCUCGACAGCUUCAAGAAAGAAGUUCUAUUCAACAGAGACUCUAAGCGUAUCGAGCAGAAUCAGCACCUUCUCAAAAUCUUCAAUCUUGUCAAGGUGCCACCUCUUACCAUCGAUGAGUUCUUGCUCCGAAUCAAGACGUACUCAUCUAGCAUUUCGGUGCUGGCCUACAUCCACACGGCAUCAAUGAUGUUCAAACUCUGCAUUCUUCUUGACAUCAUCCCCCUCAGUCCGGUCAACGUGUACCGGUUCAUUUUGGCUUCCUUGCGCUGCUCCACUAAGAAGUUGGAGGAUGUGUACCAAAAACAGAAAUCGUUUGCUACCGUCGGUGGAGUGUCCACACGGGACUUGUACCGUUUGGAAGUGGGCUUUCUUUAUCUAUGCAACUUCAAGUUGGUUCUUGGUGAGGCAACGCUCAACAAGUUCUUGAACCAGGACUUUGUCGACUUGCACACCUUCGUCAAGGAAAACUACCAAAGCUAG